This is a messenger RNA of Bolinopsis microptera, 2781 nucleotides long. RefSeq lists its product as uncharacterized. The record is from RefSeq and is a predicted model, not a curated record. The transcript has 12 exons. The coding region runs from base 17 to 2020 and encodes 667 amino acids. Lineage: Eukaryota; Metazoa; Ctenophora; Tentaculata; Lobata; Bolinopsidae.
UAGCAAUGGAAAAGAUAUGACGUUUUUACUGCCUCAGACUGAGGCACUGGGAUUUACAUCUGACGAUAUAAAUUCCUCUAACUCACUCCACGAUGCUUUCUUUGAUGAAAGCAAACAAUUCAACGAUUAUGACGAAUUUACCAACGAUUUCCUCGGAUUUCCCCUUUCACCCACGCUGCCUGACUACGAUGAUCUUACCGGACAGUCGUAUGAAAUAGUUCCUGACUCCAACCUUAAGCAAGAAAGAGAAGGACUACGUUUGAAACUGCGAGUAUCGAACAGUGUGAGUCUACCUGGUCCUGGCAGCUCGGGUUCUAGUCCACACGACCUGCCUGAUGACACGGAGAUAUUCAAUGUUGAGGAGUUCCUGAACUUUCCUAGCAACAACGACUUUGUAACCAUUGAGGAGAGCAAGCAGGUGGCCCCAUCACCAGCCUACUCCCUAUCCAGCUACUCCACAGAUCCUAGCCCCCUCCACUCGUCCUUUAGUCCCGGACCUAGCAGUAGCAGUGACACCUGCAGUUCCAAUAGCUCACAAAUCCCGUCUCAGCCCGGUGCUCCAGCUCAAGUUGGUUUGACCAGCGUCUCACAAGCGCUGAGCGGUGCUGGAGCGGUGCCUAUACCCGGUGUUCCUGUAAAGAUUGGAGAUGUUGGAGGGUCUGGUGGUGUUGUGGAGACAACCCACGUGGUGGAGAGUGAUGUAGUUGUUCACUCUAGCUCUGGUAAAAGUUACCGGUACCCCAGCAACAUUGUGCCAAGUAAAUCAGUGCCAGGAAGCUCGGGUAAAACCAACUUAAGGCGCCACACAGCAAGUGGUUCAGGGAGUGCUGGGUCACGUGAUGUUAACAUUGUGCCGAGUAAGAGUUUACCAGGGAGUGGUCCACAGAGUGCUGCUGCUGCAGGGAAUGUAACCAAACGGAAGAUCAGCGAGUCUUCGGUGUCUUCUUCACCUAAAGCUCAUCGCAAGACAGGGUCUCAAGUUUGCAGGGUUAUUCCUGUAAGUCCGAAUAUUGCGAAAGUGGCGCCAGAAAAUGUUAAGGAGAAGGAGGUGACCGAGACAGUUACCGUGAAACCCAACAAAAACGUCCUAAAGAAGUACUACGAGCAGGCUGAUAUCCUGAUCAAGAACCGGGAGAAGGAAAUCAUUGAAGUGGAGAAAAAAGAGUCGGUGAGUAAGUUGAAGCAAGGAGCAGUGAUCGGGUCCAUGGAAAGAGGGCCCAGGAUGUUCGGAGUGAGGUACGGACCCUGUGACAGACCCUCUUUUGAUGGAGAGGAGUUGGUUACGGAGGUUAAACCGGUGUACGAUGUGGCGAACAGAUACAAGAACAACCCGAAUCCGGAGGCGGACACGAGUCACGGCAGUCAAAUGGUCCUGAACCAGCAACUGAAACUCAAUGCUAAUUCUCAUUCCCCCAAACUACCCUCAAGGUCUUUCUACGUCAAUCAAAACGUCAAAACGUCUCCUGAUCUCACCUCCAAACGUGCGGUAUGUGAUACCCCUGCCAAGCAAUGGUCUUGUCCCGUUCCUAAAGCUAAGAUCGAGCUACCACCGUACCGUCCCAACCGACUAACGUUGAAAGACGGGAAAUGUCGGAGGAAAGAGAAAGACGGUAAUAGUGUAAUUGAUAUGUUAUAUCAGAAACACCUUUAUUGUAGUGUUGAGAAGCCCCUUUUUGAGUCUGAUCCUGAAAUUCUAAAGGCGUCUGAAACGUACCAGAUGUUGCUGAACACGUACGUAUCUCUGGAAGCUCAGAGAGCCACUGCGUUGAGAGAUAUCGAUAAGAUUGGUAAUCUCAAACAUGCUGCUACAAAGCGCCCAUAUAAGUUCAUCAAACAGCUUAAGAAGGGAGAAAUUGUAUUCCCGACACGGCAGCGGAUUGUCAAAAUACCUGAAGUAAAGCUGACGCAUCGGAAUAAGGAAUUAAAUCUUUGUCAUUUCAAGACGCCAUCAGGUCACAUGGUAGCGAAGGCAUCCGAAGAAUUCGCAAAGUCGACACGCUUGAAAAAAGAACCCUACUGACAUAUUUUAAAAUUGACGGGGGUUCAGUCUUUUUACAUAAUUUAUUUAACUCUGAUCCUAUUUAAAUCUAACUUUUUAAGUUAUUGUAACGGUUUUUUAUUGGCUUUGUUAUCACUAGGGUUUUAUAUAUCGUUUUAUUCGAUUUCUUGGGAAAACAUUUUCAACAAUGUGAUGUAACAGCCACCGAAUAAUCAUCACAAUGACUACAAGGAAGUAACGACUUGCUACUGUGCACUUUAGGUAUGGAAGGCGGAAGCUUUACCGGUUCAUUUUGGCCGGUUAGCUGAAGCGAUUUUAUUUGUGGAUGGAUGCAGAUUGCUGACCGAUUGUUGCCCGUAAACUAAAUACUUUUCACAACCGGUUUUUUAUGUGAAAGUUUUAUGUGGUUAAGCUGUCCGUUGGCUUCGAUUUUACUGUAUAACAUCAAAAAUGGGUGGUUACACUUCGAUUGCAUUGUUUUUUAGAUCUACAUCUAAUACCGUUAUCCAUUUCUAAUAGAAUGGAAGUAGUGUUUAAUUCGCUCCCCUCAUUUAUUUAUUAUCGAGCGGAUUAACACGGAUAACCCUAUUAUGCAUAUUUUAAUUGAAGAAACCGCCCGAAAUUGGAGAUGUUUGUCAGUAACAUGAAGCUGACACGGACAGCCUUUUAUUCCAACUUUGUUGAGGCGACUUUUUAACAGUUUUGCUAAGUGCUGCGUUAACUUAUUGUAUUUAAGAACGAUUUUUAUAGUGAUUCUGAUCAGACUUAACUUAUUUUAACCA